Harmonia axyridis is the source of this 1514-nucleotide messenger RNA. Its product is annotated as homocysteine S-methyltransferase 1-like. NCBI's taxonomy places the organism in Eukaryota, Metazoa, Arthropoda, Insecta, Coleoptera, Coccinellidae. The transcript is spliced from 6 exons. The record is from RefSeq and is a predicted model, not a curated record. Gene Ontology annotation, biological process: S-methylmethionine cycle. Bases 292 to 1347 code for a protein of 351 amino acids. Gene Ontology annotation, molecular function: S-adenosylmethionine-homocysteine S-methyltransferase activity.
UCCCAACGAAUUUUAUAAGGUAAGGUGUGGGUACACCAUUUGAAUAUGUAAUAUUCAAAAUAACAUCACGUGAUCUCGAUUAGGCUUGCGUAUUGAUAAAGUAAACAGUGUGUUGAAAGUGUUUGCAAGUGGUGUAUCUGGAAGCUUAGAGAGAUAGUUCGAUAGAUUUUGUUCGGAGUCGAUAUAAUAUAGUGAUAAAAAGUAUUAGCUGCUGCCUGAACAAACGGUUUCCUGAUAACAGUAUAUUGGUGGCUUUAGCAGUGCGUAUCAGAGAGCUGGUCGGACAAUAAUAUGGCCCCACCGGGUAUAGCUAGCUCUUCCAAUUCGCAGAAUCGACCUGAAAAUGGGUAUACAAGAAACUGCGAAAAGAAAAAUAUGGAUAUCAAAAUUUUAGAUGGUGGAUUUGCAACCCAAUUGAGCUGUCACACGAGUAAACCUAUAGAUGGUGAUGUUCUUUGGAGUGCUAGGUUUUUGUCAACUGAUAAGGAAGCUGUGAUAAAUGCUCAUCUUGAUUUUCUCAGAGCUGGUGCUGAUGUUAUAAUGACCAACACAUAUCAAGCUAGCAUAGGAGGAUUCGUAGAGCAUCUAAAAUUAUCAGAAGAAGAAAGCUACGACUUAAUAGUUGAAUCUGUUCGUUUAGCCAAGAUUGCCGUGGAAAGAUUUCAACAAGAAUUCAACUCAGACAAAAAGCCAUUGAUUGUGGGUUCUGUUGGUCCUUACGGAGCCUCGUUGCAUGAUGGAUCUGAAUACUCUGGUUCUUACGCAGCAACAACUCCAGUAGAAACAAUGAAGAAGUGGCACCUGCCAAGAAUAAAGGCACUACUUGAAGGUGGCGUAGAUUUAUUAGGCAUGGAAACUAUUCCUUGUAAGUUAGAAGCAGAAAUGUUGGUGAAACUUUUGAAGACUGAUUUCCCACAAACGAAGGCUUGGCUCACAUUUAGUGUACGACCAGAUGGAAAAUCGAUAGCUUAUGGUGACAAUUUCCAACAAACUGUUAGAAGUUGUUAUGAUCUCAACAGAAAUCAAUUGGUUGCCGUGGGUUUGAAUUGUGUGGCUCCCAGAUUGGUGGAGAAGUUCAUUUCCGGCAUCAACAAGGGUAGGGAAAGUGACCCAGUGCCGCUCAUUGUAUAUCCCAACAGCGGAGAAAGCUAUAAAGUUGAUUUGGGAUGGAUCGAUAGAGACAAGUGUGAACCAGUGGAGGUUUAUGUUCCAAAAUGGUUAGACUUAGGUGUUACUUGGGUUGGAGGUUGUUGUAGAACCUAUGCUGUGGAUGUUACUAGAAUUCAUAAUGAAGUUCAGAAGUGGAAGUGUAAACAAAGUGAAUUAAAUUGUUCUUCCUCACAGUAGCACAAAAACUAAUACCCCAAAUUAUACAAUAAAAAGUACAAAUCCUUCUUCCUAACUUUGAAAGUGAAACAAAAAGAAGCUAGUCUUACCACAGAAUGGAAUAUCAAACAAAUGUAUUUCUAAUUGUAUAAAUAUUUUGUUAAAUAUAUCAGUCGUUUCAAUCAUUA